Messenger RNA from Struthio camelus australis, 2410 nucleotides. RefSeq names its product zinc finger DHHC-type palmitoyltransferase 21 (gene ZDHHC21). Lineage: Eukaryota; Metazoa; Chordata; Aves; Struthioniformes; Struthionidae. Gene Ontology annotation, biological process: protein targeting to membrane; peptidyl-L-cysteine S-palmitoylation. The record is from RefSeq and is a predicted model, not a curated record. Gene Ontology annotation, molecular function: protein-cysteine S-palmitoyltransferase activity. Gene Ontology annotation, cellular component: endoplasmic reticulum; Golgi apparatus.
GGCAAUUCUAGUCUGACAAUUGAUAACUUUUCACAAAAAAAGGCUUCUUAAAAAGAAGUAAUUGGAAGUUAGUGCAGAGCUUCUGUUCUCUUGGAAGUAACUUUUUGCCUGCCGGAUUUGUUCUGUGGUCUCAUUAUUCAGUGGACAUCACAUCAGAAGUUGUACUGAAGGAUUGCUACAAACGGGCAUGAAAGAAAAUUUUUGAGCAAUGAUGAAAGACAAUGCAUUCCCAAGAAGCUUGUGAAAAUUUUGUCAGCUUUUAAAAGUUAAUCUUCCAGAAUAUACUGGGAGAAUACAACAGAACCAUCUUUUCUUCCAAGGUGUGAAAAAUUGUCAUCCGUUUGUGUUCAAUGGGUCUACGAAUUCACUUUGUGGUUGACCCUCAGGGUUGGUUCUGCAUGGGCCUCAUUAUCUUUGUCUGGCUGUACAACACAGUCUUCAUUCCCAAAGUCAUCCUUUUUCCUCAUUAUGAAGAGGGACAUAUUUCAGCUGUGGCAAUUUUGUGUUAUUACUUUUGCUCGUUGUUUUGUAUAGCUUCAUUACUAAGAGCCUCGGUAGCUGAUCCAGGAAAACUACCUGAAAACCCAAAGAUACCACUUACAGAACGAGAAUUUUGGGAAUUAUGUAACAAAUGCAACAUGAUGAGACCAAAGCGCUCCCACCAUUGUAGCCGUUGUGGACAUUGUGUCAGGAGGAUGGAUCACCACUGCCCAUGGAUUAAUAAUUGUGUUGGUGAAGACAAUCAUUGGCUGUUUCUACAGCUAUGUUUCUACACUCAGAUUCUUAGUUCCUAUACAUUGAUACUUGAUUUCUGCCAUUACUACUACUUUUUGCCACUGAAAAAAGAUAACUGGGAUGUUUUUGUAUAUAGACAUGAACUUGCUCUUCUAAGAAUAUCUGCCUUCAUGGGUCUAAUAAUACUGGGUGGAAUAAGUGGACUCUUUUACACUCAGCUAAUGGGUAUUUUCACUGACACUACAAGUAUAGAAAAAAUGUCAAACUGUUGUGAAGACAUACGGAGGCCCCGAAAGCCGUGGCAGCAGACCUUCUCAGAAGUUUUUGGCACUCACUGGAAGAUCCUGUGGUUUAUUCCUUUCAGGCAGAGGCAACCACUGCGAGUCCCCUACCACUUUGCCAAUCAUGUCUAAAGAGAUGGAUGGUGGGCACAGAUGGGUCCUCCAUGCUGGAAGUGUGCUACAGGUUUUAUGAUAAUAGGGGUAUGACAAGUCUUCAAGUCGAUUAAAAUCCACUCACCAAUCUUAGACAUCAUAGUGUGCCCCAGGCUUUAAUAGUGGUCUAGAUUCUGUUGUGGGAUUGAAACAAGUUAUAUGUUUAAGUUAAAGCAUAUUUACUUUCAGAUUAGCUUUCUAAAUGGGUUUCUUCAGUAUUUAACAAUGAUAACAAAAACAAAUGACUGAAGUGGAGUCUACUAUAUUUGUUUGGUACUGACCAUUUUAAUUUUUUUCCUGUGGUAGGAAACACUGAAGCCUACACUGAUUGCUAGUUUUUCCACUAAGUAGUCUCAUGCUGCAUUUAAUUUUUUUACUAUUUUUACCAGUAGAUGUAUCUAGAUAAUACGCAGGUCAUUUUUCUGGUAAAUGUUUUUAACGUUCCCUGAUAGUCCCUUUUAUUUAUGAUGCACAAUACUAAUCAUGCAGCACCACUCUAUAAAAGGUGGCAUCUGAAAUUGAGGCGGACUUCUGCUCUACCUUUGUUAGAAGAGUUUUUAUAAAUAACUAUAUGUGUAUGUGUAUAGAUAGAGAGAUCUUACAUCUUAAGUUAUCUUUUUAUAUACAAAUAAUCUCAGUGAAAAGUAUUAGCAUUCAUAUCCCUACGUCAACAAAAGCUAUGACGUGUUCUAGGGUAAAAUAUGCAGAUAGUAAGCAUAUUUUCCCAUUUCUCCCAAAGAUUUCUUUGCAAUAAUUCAACAAAGAAGCUGUAUAGUGGAAAUAUUAGAAUGCAUAUACUUUUUAAGAAAGCUGAUUUAAUUAGCAUAAUAUACCACAGAGAAUAAUAUAGCGUCAUUAAAGUUAUGCAUUUUAUAUUUUCUCUUGUUCAGUCAUGACUAGCUGGAAUUUAGAUUGUUUUAGGUGCUUAUAAAUGGGAAACUUGAAAAUAUUUUAAAAUAUUUAUAUAAAAAUACUUACAGAUAUUUGCUACUAAGAUGUAGAGUAAUGGAUAUUAGCUGAUUUAAUGGGGUACUAUGUUGAUGUAUGAGAGCUUUAUAUUCUUGUUGUGGGCCUUUUCUUCAUGGAAGUGAUCAGCCAAUGACAGCAACCUUAAGAUUAGAUCUGGUAAAAUGACAGCGACUCACAAAGUAUUGCCUUUGUUUUGCUGAGUCUGGAAAUAUCAUGUAAUUUGUUAUUCUGUGUCUGGACGAAUGUCAGCAUGAGAUGCUUGUGAUUCUUGA